GGUAUCAAGAGGCUUCAAAUUGGUGAACAACAAAAUCAAGCGAGGCGAAAGCAUAAGAGCAGAAGCACGAGAACUAGAAAGCACAGUCUAAAGAAUUUUAUUACAUAGAGAACUCAGAUUUAUUCAUGUCACAAAACAAAAACUAAGAGUGAGACAAAUUAACAGAGCUUCUUCUUCUUCAUCUUCAUCUUCACCAUUGCAUCCUGAGGCAGAUCAAGGCAGUGAUAAUGGACAGGGGAAUUUACAAAGAAUGCAUGAGAAAUCACUCUGCCAAGCCCGGAACAUACACAGUAGAUGGCUGUGGCGAGUUCUGCUCUCAUCAAAUUACAUCAGCAGGAGACUAUUGUGCCGCCUGUGGCUGCGCCAAAUACUGGCAUCGCAGAAUCACCCUGGAACACCUCGAAGCUCCUGCCGAUGAUACCAAGCAAGUUUCAGAAGAAGCAAAGAAGCCCAAGUUGAAGAAGGUGCAAGAUCAAGAAUCAAGAUUUGGAGAAAGGAAAAGAAGGAAGAGCAAGUUCACGCAGUUUCAGAUAGAAAUAAUGAAAAGCUUUGCUGAAGAUCUGGGAUGGACAUUGAAACAUAAGGAUCGUCAAGUUCACAUAACGAGGUUCUGUUCAAGAAUACAUGUCAGUAGAAGUGCUUUCAAGAAUUGGGUUAACAAUAACAAGAAUCGUUAUGCCUCUGCGACGUCGUCGGCUAAAUCAGCGACAAAACUUUCUCCUACCUUGCUUAAGGCCGAUUUACCGAACUAAAGUUCCUUUCAUGUAUCAUGUUCUUGCUUUUGAUCUUCUUGUUUUUUAAUUCUUAGUUUUUUUUUUCUCCGUUCUUUUUACAUUUUUUUUCAGUUUUGAACAUUUUGAACUAAUUAAUUUCAAUUAAUUUUAUCAUGCUAUAUGGA
Messenger RNA from Manihot esculenta (cassava), 898 nucleotides. Its product is annotated as zinc-finger homeodomain protein 14. The record is from RefSeq and is a predicted model, not a curated record. The transcript is spliced from 2 exons. Bases 228 to 752 code for a protein of 174 amino acids. Gene Ontology annotation, cellular component: nucleus. Gene Ontology annotation, biological process: regulation of DNA-templated transcription; regulation of developmental process. Lineage: Eukaryota; Viridiplantae; Streptophyta; Magnoliopsida; Malpighiales; Euphorbiaceae. Gene Ontology annotation, molecular function: DNA-binding transcription factor activity; transcription cis-regulatory region binding.